This is a messenger RNA of Chaetomium strumarium, 1546 nucleotides long. RefSeq lists its product as uncharacterized. Gene Ontology annotation, molecular function: transferase activity. The transcript is spliced from 2 exons. The record is from RefSeq and is a predicted model, not a curated record. The coding region runs from base 357 to 1364 and encodes 335 amino acids. NCBI's taxonomy places the organism in Eukaryota, Fungi, Ascomycota, Sordariomycetes, Sordariales, Chaetomiaceae.
GUCGCCGUAGGGAGCCGCUACAGCGCGAUAAUGCCACCGCAAUAAACAAGUCACAGCGAAGAGUCCUGCAGGAACCGCGGUCAAGGAUGCCUGAUUCGUGCCAUGUUGCGGCUUGCUCAUCGCUGCUGCCCUACAAAGGGGCUAUCCGGUUUCGGUCUGGCGUGGCCAUUGGGCCGCAGGUCCAGGAUGAACUUUAUAAGAGGGAGGCAACAACAGUGUUAUCCAGGACCUGAGCUGCAACAUCUCACACAAACCACAGCUUCCACUUACACAACUUACACCCGAAUCAUUCCACUAUCCACUCAACACCCACCUCCUACUACUACUACUGCUAGAAGUCCCAGCAACUACCCACCAUGGCCGCCGCAGUCGCCGUUCCCCUGUCCACCAUCAACGGCGAGCUCGGCGGAGUUCUCCCGCCCAGCGCCGUGGUACAGCACACGCCGCGCCACGGCCGGAGCCGGGCCAUGAGCUUCAAGGGCGGACGGCCCGGCCGGCAACGGGGUUACAGCGUGGUGGAGGAGCGGGACGUCACCAUCGCCAAGGCGCUCAUGUUCGUGGUCAAGCGGGCCAUCCAGAAAGAGGAGGUGGAGGAGGGCGACGACGGAGAGUAUAUUGUUGCCGACCCGGACGGAUGGGUCAGUGUUGCCGAUGUGCUCGCACACUCCCGCAUCACCGCGCUGGGCGCCACCUUCGAGGACAUCAGACGGAUCAUAUCGACAGCCACCAAGGCCCGGUUGGACCUCCGCCGAACAACCAAAGCCGAGGCCGACGAGCCAGACGAUCCGGCCUCCUGGCAGAUCUCUCGAAUCGCGACCCGGGAAACCGUCACAUCCCCCAUCCCAGCAGGGGACAAGCUCAGCGCCGACUCACCGGACCUCCCCGAAUUUGUCAUCUACGAGACCUCCUACCAGCGCUACCCCCUCCUGCUAGCCCUGGGCGCCAUCGCGCGCGCACCGGGAGGCAGCCAAUACCGAACCUUCGUACCGGUCACCGUGGACGAAGAGGGCAAUGAAUCAUAUUCACGCCAGACUCCCGGCACCGCCGCGGGGGACGCCGCCGAAGUCAGCGUGUGGAUCCACCUCCGUUCGGCUUUGCAGGCGGAGCCGAGCAUCACCUGGCACCGCAGCGACGGUGGCAUGAUCAUCACCGCCGACGAGGUGCCCAAGAGUCUCUGGAAGAAGGCGGUCGCCCGGCGGCCCGACAUCGGCUUGCUGCUGGAGGACGGCCAGGUCCGCAAGGAGGUGCCCGCCAAUCUGCGCGGCAAGAGAGAGAAGGGGAAGACCGCCCGCAGGGAUAAGGGUGCGGCGGUCCUCAAGCAAGAUGCCAGUGGUGAUGACUCGGGAACCACCAGUGAGGAGUAAAGGGCUGGGUCGCUUACCAGAGUGAUUUGGAGUUCUACCCCACUGCAUUAAGGGUUCAUCUUGCCUGCUGUGGUGAAUCGCGGAGCCUCACUCCGUUUUAAGCUGUCAUAGUCGAAUGAUGAUGAAGUCGACCCCUCGAUAGCGUUUGUUUCUUUCCAAUAGAUCAGCAGUCGCUGAAUGAA